AUGGAGGGUAGAUCAAUCGGGUGCAAAGGAAGCGCUGGCGCCAAGUUGAAGGUCAUCAACCAGCCGCACGACGCCUUGCUGCAACGGAUGAUGAGACGAAAGCCAUGCGAUAUUUGCAGACCGGGAGUCCCAACUGGACGUGAGAUACCUUUGCGUUCCCCGAAGCCGUCGCCAUUGAGUCGAAGAGAGAGAAGACAGGGGAAGGAAGAGCGGGUUUGGGGAGAACAACCUUUGCCUUACGAGGCGCGGAAGUCUCCAGAACCAGGGCCUUUGGUGGAACCUAAAGAGGCUGAUCGGUGUGAUAGGAUUCAGGGCCUAAGAAAGCGCACAGUGGCUGGAGAGGCGUGGGGACUCGGCAUGCCGUGCCUGUGUUGGUUGGCCGGGCCGGGAGUCUGCCCAGGAGCUGAUUCGCAGCGCAGGCGACAAACGUUGAACGAUGGUGAAGGAACCGGCGGGCGUGCAAGCGAGGGCGGGCACUCCAGGCUCAACGGCGAUGGUGGAGUGGCAAUAUGGAUCUCGGGGCCAUCGCUCAGAGACUGUCGUGCCUUCCUUCGUCUCGCUGAAGGAGGGCGCCACCAGCGCUCGUCGCAAUCUUCCGCGUCGGACGGGUACUGGCGCUCUCCUCGUCCUCAUUCACCCCAUCCUCCCCCAUCCUCUUCUUCCACACAACGAAAACACCCACAGAUGGACAACGAACUCUCAUCCCCCCUCCCCCCCCGUGCAGAACGGGAUGCGAUGCAAUGCGAUGCAGUGACGCCAAAUAUUUGGUCAGUGGCCCGUGGCAUGUGCUGUGUCCGACAAGGCGGCACCACCGCCGGCCCGACACCCGCUGGUCCACAGAGGCCAUUGCUAGACGUCGACCGUGACCCACGCCCACAAACCGCCUCUGCUGGGUCACGUUGGACAGCAAUCAACGGUCUAGCUCACCCAGAGAGGCCAUCGGACUCCCUAAUACAUGUCACAUCAGCAACGACGGCGGCUCACGGCUCCUGCAGCAGCCCAAUUCGUGACGAAAUCGAAGUGUCUUCGUCUGGGCAACGUCAUUUCCACCGCCAUUCAAUUUCCCGGUCCAGUGUGCCCCAGUCUCCUCACAGCGCCAAAGAUCAACCCAGCUCUUCGCCACCGUCAGCUCGAAUAUCGUUCAAUGCUAUCCGCCAAGACUCAGCCGUCUCUGAACUCUCCGACUGCAUAUCACGCCCAAAACAAGACCCGCCUGCACUAAGCCCGUUACUUCCCGCAUCAGCGAUCAAUCACAUUCAACCAGCAUCCUCUACCUGGCUAUCCACUAUUUCUGUUCCAUACAGGGCGUCCUCCACUCCACCUUCGCUCUCCCAGUCACUUCCCAGUCCUAGCAGGAAAUUCCCACCCCUUAAUGUGGAUGCAAUAAGUUGCGAAACUCAUCGAGCAAAUGACCAGCCGAAACCGGCCCAGUUGAACCCUGACUUGAAACCUAUUUCCAACCAGAUGAAAAGGGAGAAGCGCAUGUCCUACCCUCUGUACAGGCAGCAUCCUUCAUACAACGCCCCGCUUCAGCAGAAAUCAGAUGCACGAUCGUACCCAGCAGGUCCGAAGGAAAUCGCACCUGGGUCUUCGACAUCAUCGUCUACGCAGACAGACGACUAUCUGCAGCGCCCACGGUACGUUCGAUCUAGUCAGCAACCAAUCACCAUCCCUCCAAUUACACUUAUCACAGGCUCAACCCAGCAUUCUUUGGGCCCAAACUCCGUGAAUCUACCAGGUCCUCAACUUUGUGGCGCCAGGGUAGUAGCUCCGGUCGAAGAUAACAAAGACCAGCACAGCAAUCCGAUAUCAGGUCUUGCACCCCGAGCCCAUACUUCAAUCUUCACUGCUCCAUCCCCAAUUAAACAACCCCAUCAACCUUUCCCUCUGGCCUCAAACGAGAGCACUCAGCCAAAUUACCAACAGUCGCGUUACCCCGCUGUUACACAAGCCAAUCAUAGAUCGCCGCCACCCACUUCGCUUUCCCGAGCCCCAACACGGCCGCCACAGUCGCAAAUGUCCUCAAACCAUGACCACACACUGUGCGGCAGACCAUGGAGGCCUUCAGCACCUAAAUUCAAUCCUAAUGAUACCACCCUCGUUCCAGUUCGCCCAGUUGAAACAUUAGCCGAGUCCCUCAGAUUACAACAGGGGCUGUCCGAUAUGUGUCGAAAUCAUAGUCAAGAACAAGCUCGAGGAUGCCUUUCACCGCCGCCUUCGGACAGCCUCCGCGGCCUCACUCUCAAUCUUCCACAAAGAACCCCUUCGACAGGAUCUGAAGGUGCAAUGAGGAGCAACAAGCGGAAGGAACCGUCCGAUCCACCGUCUCAAGGCCAAUCGCAAUCAUCGAAGGCGCCUAGAAUAACUCCUUCUGAAUCAACCCCGGAACCAACCCUUCCCUUGUGCUUGGCUCGAAUACUCGGCCAAGGCGAUCCACAGCCAUAUGUAAGACCGCCGAUGGACUGGACCAACAUGUGGAUGUCUCCACAGGACAUUCCUGAUGGUGAGAGCGAAACACCACCUAGGCGAAGCAGGUCGAAGUCGAGGGAAAAGAGGUCGAAAGCGGCUGGAGGGUGACAGUGACAUUUAGCAACCUGGCUAGGGCAGCCGAAAAGAGUUCUCCGGUUCUGACCCAGCCAUCGUAGUCUCAAACGACGCUUCCGAGCCCUACGAUAGGUAGACACUUUCUGUGUAGGCAUGCUUGGACGCACUCGAAUCUCCAUAGCUCGAACCUCGCACCUUCGUCAUCCGCUUCCCCACGCUCAGACUCCAGUAUUCUGCCGUUUCAAUCUCACUUCUGGAUCCCUACCCUCACAACUACACCCAUUUCGCGUCAUGUACUCUCUCACGCACCGCACUCCGGCUCCCGGUCACUCGGGCGGUGAUAGGCUUCGUAACCCGAAGCUUUUUAUGUAGACUGGCGUACUGGAGGAGAAGCUACUGACAUCUCCUCGUUCCUGGCAAAAAAUUUCACGCCCAGUCAAGCAUUUCUUGUCUCCGAGUAACCGAGGCUGCAUUAGCUUUCUUUUCAUC
Molecule: messenger RNA, 3033 nt
Organism: Lindgomyces ingoldianus
Lineage: Eukaryota; Fungi; Ascomycota; Dothideomycetes; Pleosporales; Lindgomycetaceae
Exons: 4
Coding region: 1-2577 (858 amino acids)
Source: RefSeq, a predicted model, not a curated record